This is a messenger RNA of Dinoponera quadriceps, 12341 nucleotides long. RefSeq lists its product as uncharacterized. The record is from RefSeq and is a predicted model, not a curated record. Bases 560 to 11857 code for a protein of 3765 amino acids. Lineage: Eukaryota; Metazoa; Arthropoda; Insecta; Hymenoptera; Formicidae. The transcript is spliced from 4 exons.
UGUUGUUGACGGCGAUCUCGUCGGCGUCUCCGCGUGUGUUGUUUCCUGUUUUGGAACGAUGCGCGUUCUAUGCGUACUUUCGUCGCGGAAUCAUUUGCAUACAAUGAGAAUAUACGGUUAUAUCGAUGAAUACGAUAUUCAAUACCGAGAGUGUCAACUGGUAGAUAUUUAGGUCACCCUCAUAUUUGCGUAAAAAAUUCCAUACGCAUAUCCCGUAUUUUUGUCGCGAUUGUUGUCGGAUCGAUCGAGUUGCAACGCGUCGACUGCCGUAAUGAUAUGCUGAAGGGAAACGCGGGUGUUUUGAAGUUCGUUGCACGAGGAGCGAAUAAAGCUUCGUGAAGACUUAUCUCUAGUGUUUCAAGCUAAUCGGUAGUUGUUUAUUUUUUCUCACUCCCUUCUCAACGUUUUUACACGGACGACACUGAGCGCGUGACUUAACGAUAUUUCAUCUCUCUUCUUACCAGGUUCUCCUGCUCUUGACUAGCUUACCGGGCGAUCUCUGUGUAUAAGGAGAGAGAAUAAUGUAAUUACAAUAAAAUCCUUAGCAAAACAAUGUACAAUGAACUACAGUGGAAAUAUGCCAGAUUGGCAUCAGUAUAACCCGCCGCAAUCAGGAAUAAACGAAGUGACGUCUACUGCUCAAAAUGUCAAUUCGGGACACCUGCCUUUCAUCUCCAGCAUCAGCCCGACACAGCUGAACCACGGCCUGAACCUCAAUACGGAGGGACAUGAGAAGCACCAGAACGACCCCGCUUACAAUCCGAGGCAUUACCAGCCGCACCUGCCCGGCAACAUCUCGCACGGCCACAAUGCCGCCGACAACACGCCCCUGGCGUCGAUGGUGCAAAUGCAGAACUGCAUUGGCCACUACGGGCCUUCGAAUACGCGAAAUCCCAUGGUGGACAAUCUGAACGGUCCGAUGGACCCGAGGAACACCGCGAUAGGCGGCUUGAACGAAGAGUUAGGUUAUAGGAAUAAUCAGGUGCCUUUGAACGGGCCUAUCUCCCACCUGAACGGACCAAAUGUGAUGAACAUGAAUGCUCCGCAUCAGCAUGGUUCUGUAGGACCACGCAACACCAAUGUGAAUUCACACCCCGCCAGCCGAGCGGGCCCGUCGUCCUUCGUCUCCUGUAAGGGGAUGUGCUGUAACCCCGACCCCAGCAUAAGUUACCAGCAAUGGGAGAAGUACUGUUCCUACCAGAACAGCACGACCUACCGCGAGAACAUCCGCGCGUCCGGCUACCAGACGGACACCCGGCGGUUCGGCAACGAUUUCAACUUCAGGAAGGACAACUUCGACGGCAAGGAGGUCAUGCCGCCGCCGUCCAUCGUGCCUAACGCGCCCUCCACCAAUACAGACCACCGGAGGAACUUCCCCGACUACAAGUACCGCAAGGACCGUCUGCUCUCGCGCAGCUACCCGCCUACCUCGGGCAUGCUGCAGAACUAUCCCAUGCAGAACUACAACUACACGGGCGAGUACCAGAAAUACCCUUACAACGUUAAGGAAUACUCCAAAGUGAGCAAUAUGAAUAUGCCGAGUCAGGGGAUGGUGAAGCAUCAGGAGCAGGGCUUCAUGGCCCAGCAGAAGUACAACAGCAAGCAGCAACAAGUGCCGUACCAGAGCGGCGAUAUCAUGUCCAACAGCAUGCCGUCCACGAGCGUGAACGCGAGCAUGAUGCCGUCCGCGCAGAACACCUACUUCAAUCCCGCGCAAUACCCGCGGAACCUGCCAACGGAGAGCGCGCACGACUGCCAGAAGGUUGCCGCCGACAACGUGCCCAUGGUGAACAGAAUGCCGAUGUCGAACAUGCAUCCUCCGUCUCAUUCUCGCUACCAGAUGUACCAGCAGAAGAUAGCGAUGCAACGCUUCUCGAUGGAGAAUCAGCUGAGGGAGCUCGAGGCGAGGGUGCCGGGCUACCAGUCCCAUCCGCGGUACAAGGAGUGUCUCGUGAAGUAUCGGGAAUUGUUGAAGCUGCAGCAGACCGUCACGUAUCAGGGGCAGAUGCAGCAGACGCCGUGCGUAGCCGCGUCGACCUCCGUCAACACCGCCGCCUCUGUGCCGCCUAUAAACCUGCAGUUCGACCAGAACGGCGUGCUGAUCAACUCCAGCUACAUGCCCGAGGCUUUUCCGCGGGUGCAGCAGGUGUUGAACCCGCAGGCGCCGGUCGACGGCUCGGACAAGCAGAGCAAGCCGGAGGGCAACGGUAUUCCCGAUAUGGCGAGUGUCCAGAAGAGCCAGGAACAGUUGGUUCUGCCUCAGCAGCAACAGACGCACGACGUUCACGCGGCCGCACUCUGCCCGGACGGUCUGCAGAAGCAGAAUCGGUAUCCCGUGCAGAAGAGCCUCGAGCCGAACGUGCAGUUCGAGGUGCAGCGGAAGACUGGGAACGAGAACUUCAACAACCUGAACGGCAGCCCCGGCGGUGACACCGCUAUACAGCAAAAGAUCUCGAAGGAGUUCGCGGACAAGCCGGAGCUCGACGUCCGGCAGUUCCUGGCCAAUUGGGACGAGUCCGAGGACGAGGACGGCGCGAGUUCCAACAUGCAGAACGUCGUCCUGAGCAACUCGACGCCGGUGGUGGUCGUGGGCUAUGAAAACGUGAAUAUCACGGCGAAGACGUUGGAAGGUUUGGAGGCCUCCAAGCCGGAGGAGAACCAGGAGAAGAGCGAUACGGUGUCCGCGCAGGACUGCCUCACGAUAUCGUACUCCACCCCGAAGAACGUUGAGGUCGCGAAAGACGCGUGCAAGGAGGUCGUCGAGGUCGCGAAGGAGAGCAUCGUGCAGCCGGGAAGCAUCAUACAGUGCAUCAGCAACGGGCCCGACGAGGUGCCGACGAUACACAUAGUCGACAAUCUAGAGAUAGGUAGCAUCUUGCAGGUGACUAACGGCCAGGUCACCGAGACCCUGGAGAGGCAGGAGGUGUCGUUCUUCCACGAGGGCGCGGAAGUCGAGGCGAGCGCGAUAGCUCUCGAGGCCGACAAGUUCAAGAAAAGCGACGCCGGCGAUUCGCCGGCCGCCAUCAAGUACAACGUAGACCUGGAGAAGCUGAGCAAGGAGAAUUACAUUGUCGAGAACUCGCCACCGAAAACAGUCGAGAGCACGUCGCAGACAUCGACGCGGGUGGUCGACGACCACCAAGAGGCCUUGCCCACGCCCGCGAAAGACAACUUGGACUCCGCCGAUGAUAUCAACCUGAAGAAGCAGAGCAGUUUCACGAGCGAGGAAUCUCACAAUCCGGACGACAUCAGUCUGCCGGAUCUACCCACGUCCGAGUGCACCCCGAUCUCCACCACCCUCAACACCCCGACCCACUCGGACAGCGAGGAGUCGUCGGAGCGUGUCGAGGAUCUCACGAUUCCGACGAAUCCGAUCGAAGUAGUGCAGAACAGCCCUAUAAUUAGCUUCACGCAGUCGCCGAUGCGCGGAGAGCCGUACGAUCACUUGAACGACGAGGCUGCCGGCGCGGUAAAGAGCAAAUUAGCUGACUCAUUGGAGAACCGAUACCAAUCAGAAAGUCAUUUUGAUGGCGACGGAAGCAAUAACACGCGCCGUCGCGACAGCGUUCUCAACGCAUUUGAAUUUUCUGCAGGCAUCGAUAAAAAUGAGUCUACGGUGGGCAUGAAAGGCGAUAACAGGGAUCGCGGAAGCCCGAGCGGAAAUAACACCUUGACACGUGGCGCGAAAACGUUCCCUUUGGACGGUGAAACCGCGAGUGCGGAGAUGACUGGCAUGUGCAUGACUUUGACCUCAGGCGAGUAUGAAUUAAAGAUCGUGUCAACGGGUAUGCAAAACAGGCCGGCGAGAGAUGAUAAAAAUUUAACGGUCGGCCGGCGCGCGAGCAAAUCUCAGGCUGCCGCGGGGAACGAUGCGCGGGAAGUUCAGAAAAAAUUACGAACCCUUGCGGAAUCGAGCGUGGAAGCUCGGUAUAAUGAAUCAACGGAGGAACUGGACAAGGCCUUGCGGAAUAUCGCGACCGACUCGGAUCGGCGCGACGACGCUCCACCGCAAGACGAUGCCAACUACGUCGGUUCGUACGAAGCGCGCUUGCUGAAGAUGACGAGGAGCGAGGGUAAAUCGAUGCUCAACAAGAGAAAACGCACCCCGGAGUCGGCUCAUCAGACGGUAACGAGCGCGACCGAUUCGUCACUGACAAGUGACGCGAAGGGCUCGAGGCCGGUGGAAGAUGGCUGUCCGAGCAAGAUCGUAAGAAGUAGCCCAUCUGCAUCACAUAGUACAAAGCAUUCUAUCUUAGGUAACGAUAAGUUAAGGAGAAGCGAGGCGACCGACAAAUUCUUGGAAGGAAAUCCACCGGCGGAGAGUCACGGUAUUAAUAGAACAUCAUCGAAGAUCGACGCGAGAGACUCGCGGAGCUCUCGACACGUGGGCCGACACGCCAAUCGUCGGAGGUCAAGUUCGGGCGAUCACGUGGACUCUCACGGCAAAAGGUGCGAAAACACUGCGGAGAAGCGUAGCGAGGCGAUCGUACAUCACAACAAGCAUACUCACGAAGCGAUGGAACAUAGAGUCAAGUCUCGCGCCGUCGAGGAUCUUAAAGUGACCGACGUGGCGCGCAACGAGCCGAAGACUACGAUGACAACGCCGAUGACUGUAGCCACGACGAGUAAGACCGUCGAUGAGAACCGAGAGAGACUGCGGCUCUUGAAAGAAUAUAGAAGGAUAAAGUACAAGCCGGCCGGUGUCGCGGAAACUCUAAGUAAGAGCAAUGAUACUCAGCAGGAAGUCGCCGGCGAUCACAACAGCGGCAAGAGGUGUCACACUCCGGCGACCUGCGACGAACGAGCCGUGUCAUUGUUGAGCGACAAGCAACUCUGCCCGAAGGACGCGAGCUUCAAGCUUCCGUCCGAGGAGCAGGACAGGAAGCACGCGAUACUGAAGACCUUCGUGAACAAGAACGUCAACCCCGACUUCGCGAUUCAAGUGACGAACGUCAAUCUGAAACUCAAGGACAACGAUCAUCAGAAGGACCUGAGGGAGGAGGCGAAGAACAGCGGUGCCUUGGACGCGAUCAAGAUCGAGAUCAAUGUGUCGUGCACGGAACGGAACACGACGGAGAAGCUGCUGCACGAGAACAUCAAGAACGCCGUAGCCGAGACGAUCGGCCACUUGACCAGCUCGAUAUCGAGCGGAGCCAGGUCGUCGGGCUCGGCGAAUCUCAGGGAAUGCGACAAGAAGAUGAUCUGCGACCAAGCGGUGGAUCCGCGCGACAGGUCGCCGUCCGUUUCGACGGAUUCCGCGCACGACGAUCUCGUGCGCAAGUCCGAGCAGGACAACGCGAAGACGACGAAGUAUAAGUCCGCGAUUAGCACGUGCAAGGAAAGCGUGACGAACGACGAGACGCCCGACGCGUUUAGCUCGAAAAAAAGGAGAAGCUUGUCGUCGGAACGAAAAAUAAUGAAUAACGUAUACGAGGUCAAAGAUAAUGUCAAUGUCGAAACUGAAUCGGCACCGAAUGUCCCGGAGAUUUCGAAAACGGAACACGCACCGAUCAGACGGAGAAGCGUGCAUCAAGAGGCGGACCAAGCUCGAAAAAUCGCCUCCGCCAACUUUCCGCCUAACAGCGAGGAAUCGAAAGCCUCUUCGGAUAAUCCACUACACACCGGCUCGACGUCGAGGGGCGCCAAUACGCAAAAGAAAGAUCACCAAGAAGCAACGACCGCUUUCCUGUGCAGGAACGCGAGAAAUCCGCAGGACAGUGUCGGUUCCAAAUUAAACGCGGGUGCGUCGACCUCUUCGGGCGCAGCGGAUCCUGACUUGCAGAGCGCCGCUUACGGCAAUAAUUCCACGCAUUUCGACUACGAUCACUUCGACGUCGCCCCGAACGAGAACACGGACGCCGACGACAAGCGCACCGACAGGUGGAAGCGGCCGAAGAGGGACGACGGUAGAUUCAACAACCUGGACCUGUACGAUGCCGCCAGCGUCUACAUGAACCCGAUCUUCUUCAAUGCGGACGAACUGGAGAACAUGAACACGGUGCCCGUGUACACCACGAAGGACGGGAAGAUCACUUACAGUCCCAAUCCGCGCUUCACAUACCACGAGUUGCUCAUGGAGGCUCGCACGAAGGAGGGCUACACCCGCGAGCCGUAUUUCGCGAAGUCCCCGUCGUUCGACUAUUACAAUUGCUCAAAGUUGCGGAAAGUGUUCAAGAGAAACCGCGACUCCGUCGCGGUUAGGAAGCGAGAAGUCGAUCCUGCCGACGUCAAGCCGCAGUUCGUGCCGAAGCACGUGGAUUACCUGCCGAACAAGAACACCCAUCACGCGAAGAACAGCCGGAACGCGCUGCAUCUCGAGUUCUUCAACGACAACGCGGACAAUUUGUACACGGGCAAGGGCGAUCAGCAGGAGGGCAAGGAAACCGGCAAGAAGAGCGUCGUGGACCUGGGCUUCCUCGAGAAGCAGUGCAACCCGGACGACGAGCCUGGGCCGAAUAUCAAGCACUGCAGGACGAAGGCGCUCGCUGAGAAUCUCGACUAUGAGAAAGGCUGCAACAACGCGAGCUCCAUGUUCGACCCGAAUGCAUUCCUAGAGCCGAGGGCGCUCUGCUGGGAGGAGACCAUGGAGUCGGUCAAGUCGUACUCUUCCCACAUCGACCGGAGGAACAGCGGUAAUCGCAAGGAGCUCAACUUCAGCGAGAUCUUCGCCAAGCAAAAGUGCCUGGAGUCCGCUUUCCCGUUCCUGCACACGGGGCAGGUAUCCCUCGGCGGUGAUCACGGCGAUCACAAGGCGAGUAAUGACAACUGCGACACGGCGAGCGAGUCGCCAACGUUGGGCCGCACGAGCGGCUACGCCAGCGACGAUUUGCACUCGACACGGCACGACGAUUCGCGCUGCGAGCAAUCGGACACCGUCGCGUGUAACGACCGGGUGAAUACAAAUGAUGAUCGGAGCUGCGUGUUGUCGUCAACAACGGGCAACGUUCGUGAGAAAUCGCCGAGCGCGCACGAUGCGUUGUUACGCGAUGAAUACGCGAAGGAGCAGCGUUCGCAGUUCGACCAGGUCGAUAUCGCCUCGACUGUGCCCGCCGAUGAGGUACCGCCCUGUUCUCCCGUAGCUCCCGUGGACGAUGAGGUUCACGCUCCAGAGAAAGACGAGUGCCCUGCGAGCCUCGUCCGAGACUCAACACUCGCGGAACCCUCGGUGGCCGAUAAUCAAUCAUGCCUUCCCUCGAACGAAGACCGGUCCAGCGCCGAGGGGGAUGCGGUCGUGAAGGAAGCUUCGGACGAGAACUCUGCCGAGGUCACCAGCCAGUUGGAAUCGAGCGCAGAUCGCGACGGUCUGCCGGACGAGCGGAAGUGCGCAGAGACGGUGGAGGAGCCAGCCGUGUCCGCUGCGGACGACGAACGAGGAGCCGGCGAGAUCGAGGACUCCGCGAAGACCGAUCCGGGCUCCACCGACGAGGUUGUUGCGCGUCAGGAGGUCUCGAGAUCGGCUCCGGCCGAUCGCCGGGAUGAGGAAGACGUUCCUCCUGCCGCGGAAGCGAGCGUCGCGGCCGAGAUCUACUUCAACGAUGAAACGAGCGAACGGGACGACAGGAACGACAAGGAAAAUCCCACCGUGUGUAGGGAGGAGGAAACUCUCGCUUCUCGAGACCCAGCCGAUGUCGCGGCUGCGUCGCUCGGCGAAGAGAACGACGACGAGCGGAAGUCUCGAAAGCCGCGGGACAACGAACGAUCAAUCGGGAGCCCGCCGAAGGAGCCAGGAAUCGACGAGGUGGACGACUGCGGUGUGCCCGCGUUGUUCGAGCCAGCCGCCACGUUGGGCUUGCAGCCAUUGGUGCAGGAGGAGGACGUCUGCGACAUAUUCGCGAAUGAAAAGCGCGAGCAGAACAUCUCGGAGUUCACGGUCAUCAAAAGCAUCAUCCAGGCCGACCAGAGGCAGUGCGAAGAACCCGAGACGAGGGAGACCGUCAAGGACCACGACAGCAUGAUCGACUCCAAGUUGCUGUGCAUCGACUCGUCCGAUUGCGGGAUCUACGGGGAGGCCCGGUGCGCCCUGAUGCAGAUCACCGAGCACGGCUUCACCGAGGACGACAGCAUGGUGCCGAUGGAGUGGGAGACCAGCCAGAUUCAGGAGGACGCCGUGAACCGUCUGUGCGGCAUCGACGAGUCGUCGAUCGACUUCGCAGCCGCGGCAAAUUCGCUGCGCAGCGAAGACAACUCGCUGCUGGACAACUUGUCUCUGUCGAGGUCCGCGAUGAAGGAGCCGCGGCUCUUGGAACUGCCAGCCGAGGUAAUGAACAAGGCGGACGAGCCGAUCGCCGUGCCGACGGCGACGCCGCCGUUGCUGACGUCGCCGCCGUUGCCGGUGUCGCCGCCGUUGCCACCGCCGCCGCUGUUGCCGGCGUCACCGCCGUUGCUCCGGAAGAUCGAAGCGACGCCGUGCCAGGAGGACGAGGAGCAGCAGAAGGAGCAGAAUCCAGUUUCUUCCAGUAGUUAUGAGAAAGUAGCGUACCUGAGCGCGACGGAUUGCAACGCCAACACGAAGAUCGUCCCGAAGCUCGUCAUCAAGAAGACCGAGACCAGCUCGAAGUGCGUCACCAAGGUGAGUCCCUCUUCCUCCGCGGACAACAGUAUCGGCAAGUCCGCCUCGAGACCGAAUUGUCAGCCGAAGAUACCCAAGAUGAUCAUCAGGAACGCGAGAUCUCGGCCGGGCACGCCGUCCAUCGAGGCCGUGCCCGACGAAGCGUCCACUCAGACGAGCGUCCGAACGUUCAUGGACGUUCUCGAACGGACCGUGAUUGCGGCGCACGAGGAGCUGUACGAGAACAACUCCGAGAGCUCCCUGCAGAGUCCGGCCAGCUACAAGAUACCUAAAAUGAAGAUCAAGCUGGACGAGAAGCACGCCAACAAGAUCGUGAUGGCCGAGGAGACCGGUGAGCUGGGCAUGAAACGCAGGAACUUGAAGAAGACGAUCCCGAAGGUGAAGAUAAAGAACUCGCCGAGGUCCGAGUCGUCGGACAACUCGAUCUUCAACAGCGCGACUCCUCAGGAGUCUUCCGGGAGCCUGGAGAGGUACAAGGAGAAGAUACCCGUGUUGAAGCUGAGGAAGCAGGAGAGGAACAGAUCGUCGUCCCCGGAAGUGGUGCGGAAGAGGCACAGCUCGAGCCACUCGGACGUGUCGGCGAAGAGGUACAAAAGAUCGGGCCGCGACGGCAACGUGGGACACUGCACGCGGCGCAGCAGCAGCGACUCGGCGCGCACCGCCGCGGCGGAGUGCGAGGUUAAGAGGAACGCCAUGAUGUGCAUCUCGGAGAAGAUACCGAAGGUCAUUAUCAAGAGGACAUCGGCCAGCGCGGAGUUCAAGUGCGAGCUGAGCAAAAGCGGCAGGAGCGUAAUCGCGAAGAGCGCCAAGUGGCAGCCGGAAGUCAAGCUGGAGCGCUACCGAAUCCUGGACAGCAUGGCGAAGGAUCUCAAGUCCUCCUCUUCCUUGACCCCCGUGUCACUCCGAAUCAUAGACAAAAUAUUCGCCAGUCGCCGGGACGACUGCCGGUGGAGGAAGAGGCACAACCUCCACAAGUUGUCCAGGUCGAACUCGACGUCCGACCUGCACCCGAUCAGGUGCAAGCAGAGGAGGAUGUCGGAUUACGACUGCGUUUCCAAGGACGCCGAGGGCGGCAGGAGCUCGUGCUCCACGCCGAAGAAGAGCGCGUCCUCCGGAGGUCACGGGAAGUCGACCGACGAGCGGCGGAAAAACGACAAGCGUAGAUCGCGCUCCCGCGAUAAUAACUCGCGAACGGAGGCGAGCGUUGACCCAGUCGAGAAAAAAGUUGUCGAGAAGGACCAAUCGGCCGUCGGAAGAUCCGCUUCCGAGAAGGUCACCUCUCAACGCGACCAGUGCAGGGCCGACGAUGAUGUCAGGCGAGAGAAAGUAGCGAAGACCGAAGAAGACUCGACGAAGCUCGAGCGGAAGACUUCCCCGAAGCAUUCCAGCACCACGGACUUCAAGACCGCGCUGAAGGAGUUGAAGGCGACGUCCAAGGCGGAAAACUGCUUCGUGAAGUCGCCCGGCUUGAGCAGAGUGUUCUCUGAAGAGAUCGAAGAGCGAACGGAAAAGGAGCAGAGGAAUGAGGACGGUCCUCUCCCGUGCAAGGACGGCGAUCAAGUCGCGAUGAAAGAGCGACUGGGAUCCAACGAUAUGGAUAUCGAGUGCACUCUGCAGGACGACGCGAUUUCGCUGAAGGAGGGCAUUUCGAACAAUUUCGAGAUGGACAGCAACGCCGUCAUCAAGAUCGAGUCUUCGGACGAGAGCCAAACGACUAUAGAGAUCUUGCCGGCUUCGCCUGACGACAGCCGCGGCGAGCUGGAGGGCCACGUCAUCGAUGACGGCGACAGCGAGCAGUUGUAUCCGGCGGAUGCCAUUCCAACUCAGUUCGAGCUGGAGCUAGAGAUCACGGACAACAGCAACAUCGACCUGCUGGAUGUAUCCAUGUCGAGGCUCAAGCCUGUCGGCUGUUACAGUUCUCGUCACGCGUCCACUGAGGAAUGCGGCAAUCAGGCCUCGAAGGUAAGUUGUUACAGCAAACCCGAGCUUCUGCAUCGCGACAAGAACUCGUCCGCGAGAGGUGAACGCGCGAAGGUCGAGGUCGAAGAGAUCCCUCCGACCUUCCCGUGCGGUGAAGAGCGAACGGACUCGCAGACAGCGCGGAGGGAGAAGAAAUUCUGCUGCAACGACUCCCUGAUAAAGGAAGUCUUGGCGGCCAAGGAGACCUUGAAGAAGUGCCUCUCGAGAUGUGAGAGCGGCGCGAAGCCAAAGACAUUCGCGGAGAAGGAACAGAACUCGAGUUUUGAUCUCAAAAGUCUCUCAGAGACGCAUCCUAAGUCAAGUGACGCUCUUCAAGGUUGUCGCGGCGCCGUCGCGCCUCAGACGGGCUCUGCGGCCGUAGCCAGCAGGCCCAAUAAGACUGAGAGUAUAGCUAACGCCGAAGAGUCUGACAAGAAACAUUCCAAAUCGAGCAAAAGCGUGUCGAACGUGAACAAGAGACCGGCCGACGAGAGGGACGAAGAGCUUCGGCAAACCGGUGCGGAUACCAAAGGGCGGGCGACGGAGGAGGCGCGCGAAUGCACCACGAUAUCGUUGAAGGCGUUCAAGCGAUUCAGCCAAGCGGCCGCGUCGCGCGAGGAGCCGCCACGCGUGAUAAACUUGAGCGAGAAGAGGAAGAAGAACCCAGGGGACCAAAAAGACACCGUGCCUCAGUCACCGCGGAAGGAGGAGGACGGCAAGAUGUCGUCCUACAAAAUUCCCAAGAUAUCGAGAGCCACGGAUCGUAGGAGCAAGGAAGCCAAGCCCAAGGAGGACAACAUGCCGAUACUGGAGCCCGCGGUCGUCGUGAACUUGGACUCUGGCUUCGACAGAGAGAGCUCCAGGUCGCCGCCGGUGAUAACGAAUCAGGAUAGCGGAGACGCGUCCAAGCUGGCGAACAACGACAAAGUCAUUACGUCGGACAAGGUCGACAUGAAGGACGUCCAUAAGAAGAGCGAGAUGUCCAUCGCCGAUUUCGUCACUCAGUUGGCUUAUCACGAGAAGGCGACAAUAAAGCACAGACGGUACUGUAAUUUAUGCGAGAGGUGGUUUCCCACUUCGUCGCGGCACCGACGCCACUUGGCCGGCUAUCAGCAUCGUCAUAUAGAACUAACGCAACGCAGAAGCAUCCAUACACUGUUCAUGCUCUUCACGGGCAAUCCUUGCCCCAGGCUAGUGCCGGCGAAUGUCGUGCGAAACGAUUGCGCCGUGGGUGAAUUAACGCCCUUGCAAAUCGCGGUGCAGGAUGUCACAAAAAGUUUCGACCAUACCGAGCAGAGUCCGAAGAAGCAGAAUGACGUUGACAAAUAAUCGCAUGUAAGUUACCCGGGCUAUGCGUAUACAAUUACUGUGAUCAUAAUUAUGGCUUACAGUGCAGUCUCUCCUACGAGCAUCAUCCGCAACCGAUAACUCAAGGAUGAUACGAAUAUAUUUUGUAUUCUCAGCUAGAUCGGUACGCAGCUCACAGCUGCUACUGUUAAUGGCGUCGGCAUCGUAACUUUAACUGUUAGAUAACGAACGCUUCACGGAGCCCGCUGAAUUAGCUAAGUCAACUGAUGUGGGUCAUCAUUAACAGAAAGUUACCCGAAAGACAAUCCUAGAUUGCAAUUAGAUGUUUAGCCAAAGACUUGAGACAAAGCUGUAGUACACGUUAUAGAUUAUUUACACCCUUCAAAGACUCGGAUCUUUUUUCAUUUGUACAAAGUUUACGAGUGAUUCAACCGCUGAAUGUGCUCACUGCGAAUUUUUAUUUAUAUUGAAAGAAUCUGAAGAGACUUAUAUAUAUAAAUAUACA